AUGCGUGAAAUGUUUCAAGCAAAUGUGUCUUUUCCGAACCAUGCUAACAAUAACCACGAGGGAGGCAGCCAACAACCAGCAUACAAGCACUUUAUGAGUUUCAAACCAAGCGACUUUAAGGGAAGUACUGAUCCCAUGGUGGCUGAAGAGUGGAUACAUUCAAUAGAGACAAUAUUCGAGUUCAUGCAAUGCAACAACUCGGAUAGGCUAAGGUGUGCCACAUUCAUGUUCAAAGACGACGCUAGAAUCUGGUGGCAAGGAGCCAUGUCCACCCUCGAUCUUGAUACAGCAACCUGGACAGAAUUCAAGGCUGUGUUUUAUGGCAAGUACUUCACCUUGAGCACCAGAAACAAGUUGGCCAGGGUCCUGGAAAUCCGCCAAGGUGAUCUAAGUGUUGCUGAGUACGUCAAGAAGUUUGAGCGGGGUAAGUAUUUUACACCAAUGAUAACGGGAAACAAUGACAUCGAGCUGAACCAUUUUUUAGAGGGUCUCAAUGCAACCAUCGACCGAGAUGUGAGGUGUAUUUAA
Messenger RNA from Impatiens glandulifera, 528 nucleotides. RefSeq lists its product as uncharacterized. The coding region runs from base 1 to 528 and encodes 175 amino acids. The record is from RefSeq and is a predicted model, not a curated record. The transcript has a single exon. NCBI's taxonomy places the organism in Eukaryota, Viridiplantae, Streptophyta, Magnoliopsida, Ericales, Balsaminaceae.